CCUCCACACAAACUCUCUAUCUUUCAACUUCCCACUACUUCUAUCAUUAACCGUUACCGUUAAUUGAUAUACCAAUUAGCUUAAUUCUCUUUAUUUGAGUUUCCUUUCUCAUUUACCAAAUAAUUAAUUGAUCAUGACAAAACUAAUCUGCUUCUUCUUCUUCUUCAUUUUCUUUGCCCUACUAAAUAUCAACUCAUCAUUUGCCAGAACAAGCUUUAACGUUUUAAGCUAUGGAGCCAAACCUAAUGGCGUAACAGACUCCACCAAGGCUUUUCUUGAUGCAUGGUCUGCAGCCUGUAGCUCUAAUGAUUCAACUAUGAUAUAUGUACCUAAAGGAAGGUAUUUGGUUGGCGCUAUGGCCUUUAAUGGUGACUGCAAAAGCUCUGAUAUCACCAUUCGCAUUGAUGGGACGCUGGUGGCUCCAGGAGAUUAUCGCAUACUAAGUCAAGCUCAUGACUGGCUUAGCUUUAACAAAGUUAAUGGUGUUUCCAUUGUUGGUGGAGCAUUGGAUGCUAAAGGGUCACCCUUGUGGGCUUGCAAAGCCAAAGGCAGUAACUGCCCAGAUGGCGCUACGACUCUGAGAUUUGCAAACUCCAACAAUAUAAAGAUCAAUGGCUUGUUAUCACUAAACAGCCAAAUGUUCCAUAUUGCCAUUAAUGGCUGCCAAAAUGUAAGCGUUGAAGGAGUUAAGGUGAUAGCUUCUGGAGAUAGUCCAAACACAGAUGGAAUUCAUGUUCAAAACUCCGCCAAUGUUGCGAUCAUCAACUCUGCAAUUAAAACUGGUGAUGAUUGUAUCUCCAUUGGCCCUGGAGCUAAGAACUUGUACAUUGACCGGAUUAGAUGCGGACCUGGUCAUGGAAUUAGCAUAGGAAGCUUAGGUCGGGACAUGGAAGAAGAAGGGGUUCAAAAUGUGACAGUUAAAAGUACAAUAUUUGCAGACACUCAAAAUGGAUUUAGGAUAAAGUCUUGGGCUAGACCGAGUAAUGGAUUUGUUGAAGGAGUUCAAUUCAUAGGUGCCAUUAUGCGUAAUGUCCAAAAUCCCAUUGUCAUUGAUCAACAUUAUUGUCCUCACAAUUUAAAUUGCCCUAAUCAGGUAUCGGGUAUAAAAGUUAGUGAUGUUAUAUAUGAAGACAUUCGAGGAACUUCAGCUACACCGGUUGCCAUAAAAUUUGAUUGCAGUUCCAAAUUUCCGUGUAAUGGGAUAAAACUGCAUAAUGUGAAUUUGACGCACUCAAAUCAAGUAGCUCAAUCAUUUUGUGCUAAUGUGGUUGGCAAGACAAUUGGGCUAGUUCAACCCAAUGGUUGUUUGUGA
This is a messenger RNA of Jatropha curcas, 1312 nucleotides long. Its product is annotated as polygalacturonase. Lineage: Eukaryota; Viridiplantae; Streptophyta; Magnoliopsida; Malpighiales; Euphorbiaceae. The record is from RefSeq and is a predicted model, not a curated record. Gene Ontology annotation, molecular function: polygalacturonase activity. Gene Ontology annotation, biological process: carbohydrate metabolic process.